Molecule: messenger RNA, 618 nt
Organism: Phytomonas sp. EM1
Lineage: Eukaryota; Euglenozoa; Kinetoplastea; Trypanosomatida; Trypanosomatidae
Source: the annotation of a GenBank genome assembly
UGAAACUUUUAAAACGAAAAGACUGCACCAAGAAUGAGCGGGUCCUUUGCUUUAAGGAAGCUACUCUACGCUAAUAUUCAGGAUGAAGACGUCGCCAAACGUGGGUAUCACUUCUCUGGGAGCUAUGAGCCUCUUUUAGGGUCUGUCUGUAUUUUCCAACCCUCAGCUGUUGUUCCCGAUAGUGGACUAACAGUUGCAUCAUUGUGUUUUGGUGCUUGUUCGUUAGGUUGCUUGACCAUGAAGACUCGCAAUAAAGAAAAAUGGUGGUUUGGGCUAUUUCUUCUAGCUGCGUUUUAUUUUAACUCAGUCAAGGCACACAAAGUGAACAAUGGCCUAGUGGGACAUCAAUGUGGCUUCUUUGCUUCUGCGCUGGGGACGAUCGGCUGUGUGGGCCGUCUCCUGAUUCGCAGUGGAUCCCCGCGGAUGAACAAGGGAUUGCUAGCACUUUUCACGGGGUUGAUGUGGUAUGAGAUCGGGCGCUACCAUCUUUGGGCGGAUCACGUCACCGAGUUUAAGCGCGACAUCACCCCAGAGCGCUAUCACAACUUAUUGAGCGAGUACGUUCCGCAAGACGUGGCGAUUGAAUUUAUGCCUUACCGAGGCGUGUCAUCAUAUUGA